AAGCUUCAGGCGAUACAGUCUGUUCCUGACGCUGAUUCGGUCCUUAUCUUCACAGCCCAGCUCGAUGCUCAGCUACAAAAGACCCGAAAGAGCAUUACCCCUAAACUUUAUCCAAUCCUUCAAUCAGUUAAGGACUUCAGCGCCGUAGUCGAAACCUUUGUUUCCUCCAACCCGCAGAUUGCCGCUCUUAUCUGGGGAAGCGUAAAGCUGACGAUACACGUAAGACUAGAAACUCGACCUUUGUUUCUUGCCCCCUAG
Molecule: messenger RNA, 258 nt
Organism: Ilyonectria robusta
Lineage: Eukaryota; Fungi; Ascomycota; Sordariomycetes; Hypocreales; Nectriaceae
Exons: 1
Source: RefSeq, a predicted model, not a curated record